This is a messenger RNA of Anguilla rostrata (American eel), 3674 nucleotides long. Its product is annotated as neuropeptide Y receptor type 5-like. Gene Ontology annotation, molecular function: neuropeptide binding; peptide YY receptor activity; pancreatic polypeptide receptor activity. The coding region runs from base 654 to 2048 and encodes 464 amino acids. NCBI's taxonomy places the organism in Eukaryota, Metazoa, Chordata, Actinopteri, Anguilliformes, Anguillidae. Gene Ontology annotation, cellular component: plasma membrane; neuron projection. The transcript is spliced from 2 exons. Gene Ontology annotation, biological process: G protein-coupled receptor signaling pathway; chemical synaptic transmission. The record is from RefSeq and is a predicted model, not a curated record.
AUCAAGCAAACUCGCAGACCCAUAAAACAUCUGGUGUAGUAAUUGACAUUUAUUUCGGUUUUAAAAAAUCGCUGAAUUAAAUAUUUUAUGUGAUACCACUGCUGAAGGCUUACUUAUCGUUUGAAACAACCACUUUGAUGUUCGUCUUGGACCUCGUUUUCCGUGGAUCUGGAGAACAACUGACUGAUACAACUGACAUACAUCGGGGAGCUCUUGGAGCUAGGAGGCUUCCUGGAUAUCCCCACUGGAAAAGAACCAUCGGACAAAUACGAAAGUACUAUCCAUGGUGCUGAAUUUAUUUUGACGAGAUGGUGUUGCGAAACUUCGCAGUUCACAGACACUUUCAUCAGCGAUUGAACGCCGAAGUUCCAUCGCCUGUAACCAAUAGGGAACGACAUCAAGGAGACGGCUAAUUAUACGCGAAAGUUUAGGCUGAUGCAAGGAGACUUGCGGCGCGAUAACGGUUCAUCAGUGAAGAUCACCUAAUGAAGUCCCAGACGUCGAAUUGCAGGAAUAAAUUUGGUGACGUGUGAAGAAAAGCAGACCACUUUUUCACCGUUGACGAGAAACCUUUCAAGAGGCAAGACGCUGCGUUAUGGUAACCAACAAGAUCAAAAAAGAACUGCUCUAAGAAGUCCUUCAGAGGCUUGAAGAUGGAUUCGGGAUAUAUUAACGCAAGUGAAAACCCCAUUGAUAAUGCGACCAUGUUGCUGUACAACUCGUACAUGGCAUUAUGGGAAGAUUUCGACAGCAGCGUGAAUGACAUGCGCUACUUCCUGAUUGGACUGUACACAACCGUGAGCGUCCUGGGUCUCCUAGGAAACGUGCUCAUACUGACGGCGCUGGCCAGGAAGUGGCGAGAGAAGAGCAUCAUAAACCUCCUGGUGGGCAACCUGGCCUUCUCGGACAUCCUGGUGGUGCUGUUCUGCUCCCCCUUCACCCUCACCAGCGUGCUGCUGGACCACUGGGUUUUCGGGGAGGUCAUGUGCCACGUGGUGCCCUUCCUGCAGUGCGUCUCCGUGGUGGUCUCCACGCUGGUGCUCAUGUCCAUCGCCAUGGUGCGCUACCACAUGAUCAGCCGGCCGCUGUCGGCGCACAUGUCAGUGCACUCGGGGUACGUCCUGCUGGCGGCCAUCUGGACGCUGGGCCUGUCCAUCUGCUCGCCGCUGCCCGUCUUCCACCGCACGGUGGACGUGAGCCGCGCCUUCCGGCUGGGGCCGCCACAGCGGAGCAAGUGGCUGUGCGUGGAGUCCUGGCCCUCGGGCGCCUACCGGGUGGCCUUCACCCUGGGCCUGCUGCUGGUGCAGUACAUCCUGCCCGUGGUGUGCCUGACGGCCAGCCACGCCACGGUGUGCCGGCGGGUGUGGGCGGGCGAGCUGGCGCAGCAGGGGCAGCCGCCGGGGCCGGCCGAGGAGAACGAGGCCAUCCGGCUCACCCUGCCGCCGCCGGCCGAGCGACGGGGCCGCCGCCUGCCGCGACGCGUCUCCGCCCCCGAGGGGUGGAGCCUGGGGCCGGUGGGCGGGAAAGAGAGGCGGCGGUACAGCAGGAAGGGGUGCGCGGUGGGGCCAGUCGCCGGCCGCGACCGGGUCUCCGGGGGGUCCCGGGGGUCCGGCGAGGGGGCGGCGGCUCGGGACGGGGACGGGGACGGGGACCGUGACCGGCGACCGCCCCCCCUCCUCCGCGUCCCCCAGCCGGGCCCGCUCCCGCCCAACGUCCCCGUCUGCUUCGAGGAGCUGAAGGAGGAGGAGUGGCGGACGGCGCUGACCGCCGCGCGGACGUCGGUGUCGCGCGCCAGGAGGCGGUCCCGCGUCGUCUUCCUCAAGCUGACCGCCGUGGUGCUGGCCUUCGCCGUCAGCUGGAUGCCGCUGCACGUCUUCCACCUGCUGACCGACUUCAGCACCGACCUCAUCUCCAGCCGCCAUUUUAAGCUGGUCUACUGCAUCUGCCACCUGCUGGGCAUGCUGUCCUGCUGCCUCAACCCCGUGCUGUACGGCUUCCUCAACAACGGCAUCAAGUCCGACCUGCUGUCCCUCAUCCGCUGCCUCUAGGCAGCAGAGAGAAUGUGUUUCAUGCAUUACGUGACAUUACAUUAUAUUACAAUACAGGCAUUUAGCAGCCGCUCUUAUCCAGAGCGACUUACACAACUUUUUUUUUGUUUACAUUACAUUGAAUCCAUUUAUACAGCUGGAUAUGUACUGAAGCAAUGCAGGUGAAGUACCUUGCUCAAGGGUGCAAGGGCAGUGGCCUACCCGGGAAUCGAAACCUGUGACCUUUCGGUUACAAGACCAUGCUGCGGUUUACGGGGCACCUUGGGAUGUUCCAGGAAACAGCAGGGAACCUUCCGGAUUCGAUCUAGUGGAGCUCCAGCCGGCUGUGCCACCUCAACGAUAGCAGGUUCGAUGCGAGGUCGGUGAGAGACGUCAGCGCAAAAGGACGUCGGGGAACCUGUAUUUAAUCUACAUCCACAUCAAUCUAUGGUCCUUAACGUUCACCUGCAGAUGAAUGCAAGCUGUUCGGCGGGCUCAUUUAGGCUCAUUUAGCUUUAGCGAUCGCUCAACCCGCCAUCCUGAGCGCUGAUGAAUCCCAGCCAUAAUAUUUGAUAAUUACAACUUACCGCUAACCUUCGGGGGCCCACUUUUGAAAAGAACAUUGACCUUCUCCAAUAAACUUUAAUUUAUUUCCUAGCCACGGUCAUUAGCAUAUUAACAAGAAUGUAAUAGGAGAUCAUUUUAAGUUAAACUUUCGGUUAAUUUUUCAGUUAACAGCCUAAGAAGCCCUCACAGCAAUUUCAAAGUAAUUAUGGCUGAGGAACAGUAAUGUGUCUUCAGAAAGCUCUUAAGUUUUAUUGCCAUUGCAAACAAACACAUUGGUAUUCACUCCUUGGUGAUGUACCAUUAUCAAUUUCCAACCGUACUUUCACACGUGUGGUGUACAUACAUAUGGAAAAUAUGCCAGUUGUAACAAGUAUUUCUGUAUAUUUAAAAUGUAUUCACAUCACGUCCGGAUAAAAAAAUAUGUUGUUUCAUUUUAUUAUUAAUCAUCAUUGUUUAGUAUGACCCUUGUGCUGAUAAGUGCCAAAUCAUGGUUACCCACGUAUAUAGCUGAGUGUAUUUCACUGAAGCAAUUUGAGUUUCUUGCACAAGGUCAUAAUAGCUGUGUUCCCACCUGGGAAAACAGGCUGGAAACUUUGAUUGAGAACCUGCCAAUAAGGCAAGCCUUAUGAACAGCGCUGUUUCAGAAAGGCAGGGUUGGUGUCGACCAUUAGGCUAAUUAACGGCACUGAUCGAUCGUCGCCGUCCCGUGUUAAAGCACCUCUUUCCUGCAGGGAGGGGCCUCUUUCAGCGUGACGAUGCUUCUGUCCACGGAGCUUGAGUACCUGCUGUCAUUGUAGCUAAGCAUGCGCUGACUUACUUUACUAUGGGAGAGAGUGGAGUCCUACUGUAGAUAUGCUGGUGAGAUCUGUACCACGGUAUAUAAGAACCUGCUGUCAUUGUACAGAAGCUAAGUAUGUGCCGACUUACUUUACUAUGGGAGAGAGUGGAGUCCUACUGCAGAUAUGCUGGUGAGAUCUGGACCAUGGUAUCUAAGUACCUGCUGUCUUUGUACAGAAGCUAAGCGUGCACUGUUACUUUACUCUGGGAAAGUGGAGUUCUGAUGCAGAUAUGCUGGUGAGA